This is a messenger RNA of Cyclopterus lumpus (lumpfish), 2277 nucleotides long. It is a transcript of the gene smim29, whose product is annotated as small integral membrane protein 29. The record is from RefSeq and is a predicted model, not a curated record. The coding region runs from base 563 to 871 and encodes 102 amino acids. The transcript has 5 exons. NCBI's taxonomy places the organism in Eukaryota, Metazoa, Chordata, Actinopteri, Perciformes, Cyclopteridae.
GCUGCCGUUGGUGCCAAGCUGCCAACCUUGCUGACGGAAGACAGCUGCCUGCGUACGGCAAACACAACAUAACGUGACUCAAAAAGAGAGAGGGGUUGUUUUUUUUCUCCACACCGCACAGUGAGUGAGCGUUUACUCCAAUUGGUCAAAUGUGACAAACGUGUGUUUUGUAGCUCGUUAGAGAAACACGUCGUCCUCCAGAGGGGCUCGUGUUCAGCUUGUUUGUGUGCAAUAAACCAAGUUGUCAUUCGUGACCACCCAACGGUGGCCAGAGCGGCUAACGGUCACCGUUAGCUGCUAACUGUGACGUCGCAGCUCGUAACUAUGGCGAUGCGUGUGUACACAGCGUGGGACGCGUACAAAAGGCUCAUUCAUCGCUGUGUGCACAUUCUUUUCAUUCCGUGCUCACAGCAGAUUCGUCGCUGAUUAGGAAGGGCAGUGAAAACCAUGUGGGAGUCACAUGCGCGACAAGGAUGAGGCGUAAACAACAAGGGGCCGCAAGCUGCUUGUAGAGGCCCCUGAACGGGCAGCCCCCCCUUCCCCCAUCUCCUGAACACAUGCAAUGAACAGCACUACUGAGACCCCUGCCAUCAUAGAUGGAGAUGUUGCAGUCAGCUACGUGUUGGUGCCAUUUUUCCUCAUCACCAUUAUUGGAAUAGCUGCAGCUGUGGUCAUGUACAUCCGUAAGAAAAGGAGAAUUGACCGGCUCCGUCAUCAGCUGUUACCAGUUUACACCUACGAUCCAUCAGAGGAGCUCAAUGAAGCCGAGCAAGAAAUGUUGUGGAAAGAGGACGACACGAGGAUUGUUCAAGGUUGGGCCAGAGGUUAUCAACAGCGACGCCCACUUCUGACCAAAGAUGUCCACGCAUGAUGGCGGUAAAGCACGGCACAGAACACGUUCAGUGUGGAGACGACCUUCAGCCACGGAGAUUGGUCAUCUUUUUUCAAAGACACGUACAGGACACUCUUUGUUUGUCUUGUUUUUUUUCUCUGCCACCAGUUUGCCGUCAUUCACCUUGUUUUAUGUGCAUGUAUGUGGUUCUGAUUCCAAUCCCGUGCGCGUAAUAGACACAGUACCAUUCAUUAAUUUAUUUGAAAAUAUUUAUUAAAACUUUUUUUUUUUUUUACCGUGGUACGACUCAAAGUUUAAGAAAAUGUGGAAUCUCUCUAAAGAUAAAGUUUCAUGUGGGUUCACGCUGUUGUUUACAUGCAUAAUGUUAAUAAAGGCACGCGGUUAUGUUCCUGUGGGUUGCAGGAGGCCUUUGCACUGACUUCAAUGUGCCGAGCGUACGAAUGUUCUGCACGAGUUUAAAAUCAUCUCUCUUUGCGAUCGUUGCCUGGAUAGCUUGUUGUGAAGAGGUUGUUUGCGGUGCAUUAAAAAACAAACAAAUAUGGCUUCUUUCGAUUGAAACGCUUUUAGUUUUCCAGGUGCAUUUUGCUGGCAUGAAACACUGUAGUAUGACUUUUAAAUUCAACAUUUCAUAUAUAUAUAAAUAUUUUGAGAGAUUUAUUUAUCGGGUCGGUUGGGGUUAAUCUUCAGUUUGAUUUAAAGUCAAAUCGGAACGUGCUUUUUUUCUUUGUUUUUUAACUUACGAUCCACAUCUUUUUGUGGUUUAGCCAAAUCCUCUGACUCUUAACAGCGGCAUGGUUUAAUAACACCAUCCCCCUCACAUCCACAGAAUGAGCUGUGACUCGUGCCCUAAAUAUGUCCUGUCUAAUGGCGUGGCACCAACAUAAAUGCACCUCCAGCUGAGGAUGAAUGCCAAAGGUCUGACUGUAUCAAGCACUCAGGAAACCUUUGCGCUGGGUUUUUUUCUUGACGAAUUGUAACCUUUAUUUGCCUUUGCAGUGGUGAACAUGCAAUGAGGCGUUCAAGGGGAACAGUUAUUGGGUUAGAUGAUAAAUGGACAGAUGACACCCGGACGCGAUGUUAUGCAUCACGUCUAGAAGCGUUUCAGAAUAAAAGACAGUUUUACUUGCGGACCUAAAAACGUUUAAUUGCAGUUCCUCCAUUCAUCUUUACAGUUAGUUUUCUAUGCAUUAUCUGAAGAAUAUUUUUUAUGUUAAGAUUAAUUCAUUUAUGAAUAAGUCCCACUUAACUAUAAUAGAAACUAUAAUAUCCAGUUAUUACAUUGUUCUGCACUGGUAAAAGUUUGGGUUGUACAUGAAAUGUCAAUGAACUACUGAUGUAAAUGUGAAUGUUGGACUGGCGUGUUGCUUUGAGGGAAUUGUUUUAGGCUGUCGAUUUAAACAUGAAUAAAAGAGAUGCGACUCGUC